GGAAGACAUGAGCAUCAGCAGCAUCAGUAGUUGGUUCUGCGUGAAAGGCUCCCGUAUAACAGUGAAUUGGUCUGGGGAACUUUCGAAGAGUACUACCUCUCAGCAAUCUCUGUCUUUUGCCGGCUCAUUACAAACACCAACUCUAGGAUGCGGCGCGGUAUUACGGCGUCUCGCUCCAGGAAGUGGGAAGAGUCCAGCUCCCGGGAACAAAACAGGUGUUGCAUCUCCACCAGGCAGUGUUUAUUUACCAUUACCUGCAUAAGCUUCUGGUUGAGGGAUGAACAGUUACACCUCUUCUGAAUCAAUGAAGACAUAUCCUCGGUUACCUGAGAUAUUUGAUAACCAUAUAAAUGGCGGUAAUCGCCACCCACCGGCCAGCUGCGCCUGAUAUGCGCUUAUGAGCUCCUGAGACAGAUGUUCGGUCAGGAAUUCAACCGGUAUCCCGUGGCGAGAGUCCCCUGGGACCGAUGCGACUCCGACGAGGUCCGGCGCGAGGGCCUGUUCUACUCGCAGUUGGCAAUGUUCCUCAUGGAAACCCCUAGAUACGCCGAGCGUAUCACCAGGGAAAACAUGGAAGGAAUUGCUCGGUGCUGGGAGCCGGGCAUACCCGUAGUCAAACAGAUGAUCAUUGACCCCAGUGCGAACGCGCGGCAGGGCGGCGUAAUAUUACGCAAUUACUGCGAUUACGAGCGGUCGUCGACAGGGGACGGAACGGGGGCUCACUUUGCCAGAGUUAUUUCGACAAAAUUAUCCAUCUUUAGCAAAUACAAAGAGAGGCUCUAGCAGUCGCAACAGCAAUAUAUGUUGGGAAAUGCCUUCAGCUGCAGCACUUUGUG
Messenger RNA from Trichoderma asperellum CBS 433.97, 836 nucleotides. RefSeq lists its product as uncharacterized. The record is from RefSeq and is a predicted model, not a curated record. Lineage: Eukaryota; Fungi; Ascomycota; Sordariomycetes; Hypocreales; Hypocreaceae.